AGAGCUGGAGGACAAACAGAGCACGCUAGAGAUGGAACUGAGACAAUACGAGCUGGAUGGUAAGUUGCCCUACACAAACAGAGCACGCUAGAGAUGGAACUGAGACAAUACGAGCUGGAUGGUAAGUUGCCCUACACAAACAGAGCACGCUAGAGAUGGAACUGAGACAAUACGAGCUGGAUGGUAAGUUGCCCUACACAAACAGAGCACGCUAGAGAUGGAACUGAGACAAUACGAGCUGGAUGAUUCUGAGAAGUCUGUGGAGCAGCAGGCAGAAGAGGAGCGUGUGCUGCAGGAUAUGCUGGAGGUGGUGGACAUGAGGAACUCUCUGGUGGCCUUCCUAGACGAGAAGAGACUACAAGAGACGGAGACUGAUGAGCAGCAGUCCACCUCGCUGCUAGAGGUCAAGAGACACUCUACAGCCUCAGCUGGGGCACAGGUGUACUGGGCGUGAGGGUGACACAUACAGGUACCCCCACUGUCACACACACACACACACACACACAUGAAUACAUGUGCAGUUACAUACACACUUAAAUAUAUUAGUAGAGACUUGCUGCUUACAGACACACCCAUAAUGUUGCAUUUGCGAAGCCAAAGAUGUAUUGGUGAAGGUAUUUCUCCACAAGUGUUGUGCUCAGUGUUGAGGUACAGUAUACUGACCAGAGGCAACGACACAGACCCUGGCCUGGAUAACUGGCUGUCCUUCCUGGCCUGUCCCCAUGGGCAGUCCAUCCGCAGUCAAGGCAGUCCUGCUCCAGCAGCAGCCCCAGGAUAGAGACCACCACAGCCAGCUGAACUCACACCAACCUCACUGAGGACCUGCUGACAAUACAAAGCCAAGGACCCAAAGUCGCAUGUUUUUAACACAUGGUGGAUUGUGGAGAUAUUAUAUUCUGUGGGUUGGACAGUAUUGUUUCAAAUGGAUUCUGGAUUCAUGUUCAUUUAUUUUGGUAAACCUAAAUCAGCUAGUUCUGCUAAGCACAAAGGUAAUGAGAUUAUCGCAAUUCUACUUUUCUAUAAUGUAGUGACAAAAUUAGAUACAAAAAAAAUUGGGCCAUAAAAAUGUGUUUUGAAAUGUCCUUAUUUUCCAUGAAAACAUACAUGAAAUAAGUUUGAAAAAUGAACAGGAAAUAUAGUCAAGGUGUUGACAAGGUUAUAAAUAAUGAUUUUUAAUUGAAAUAAUAAU
Molecule: messenger RNA, 1189 nt
Organism: Oncorhynchus tshawytscha (Chinook salmon)
Lineage: Eukaryota; Metazoa; Chordata; Actinopteri; Salmoniformes; Salmonidae
Product: F-actin-monooxygenase mical1
Exons: 2
Coding region: 218-454 (78 amino acids)
Source: RefSeq, a predicted model, not a curated record